Molecule: messenger RNA, 2703 nt
Organism: Cornus florida
Lineage: Eukaryota; Viridiplantae; Streptophyta; Magnoliopsida; Cornales; Cornaceae
Product: probable L-type lectin-domain containing receptor kinase S.5
Exons: 2
Coding region: 331-2430 (699 amino acids)
Biological process (GO): protein phosphorylation
Cellular component (GO): plasma membrane
Molecular function (GO): ATP binding; protein kinase activity; carbohydrate binding
Source: RefSeq, a predicted model, not a curated record
AUGAUCAACCCAACAAGUCUGUUUCAUGAAUAAGGUUAAUUAGAGAAGCCAACUAACGUUGAAUAAACUUGGGAAACGCAAAAACAAUAUCCUAAAAAGAAAUGACAACACACACAUGUUGCAUAUAUGGUCCAACUAAUGCAGAAGUGCCACUUCCGAGCAAUGAGACAGCGGCAUCAGACCAAUAACCUAUUCAAACUUCCAAUUCAAACCCAUCCACUCUCUCCCUCUCUAAAUAUUCUAAUGGACUAACAAAAAAAAAAACACUCCCCCACCCACUCAUCUCUCUCUUUUCCAUCUCCAUUUUCGAUUCGAGUGAAUGCUCAAUACAUGGGCCUGACCGCGAAUCCCGUCACAAUCCUCCUCUUCCUCCUAUGUUUCUCGGCCGAGACGGUUUUGGGUUCACAAAACAUCGAAACUUUUGAAGCUCAAUACAGUUCGUUCAACGAUUCCAACAAGGGCAAUUUCACCAUCCAGUACCCUGCGGCCAUCAACAACGACGCUUUUCAAGUCACUCCGGACACGGCCAGCAGCAAUACUUUCACUCUCUACAAUCGGUCAGGAAGAGUGCUUCUCAAUCGGCAUUUCAAGCUCUGGGACGAUCAUGAAGUCCACUCGUCCAAUUCGUCCCAAGUUGCGUCCUUCAACUCCUCCUUCCUCAUCAACAUCUAUCAGUUGAAUUCCACCACCGGUGAAGGUCUUGCCUUCGGGAUUUUCCCGGACAAGGCCAUACCUCCUGGGAGCGAGGGCCAGUACAUGGGCUUGACAAACUCCACAACCGAUGGCAACACCACCAACCAAUUGGUCGCGGUCGAGUUCGACACGUUCAAACAGGACUUCGACCCGGACGCUAACCACAUCGGCCUAAACAUCAACAGCAUCCGAUCUAUCAAGAACGUGUCGUUAUCGCCACUUGGCAUUAAGCUCGUUCCUCCAAAUCCAGAAGCCAAGUUUUACAAUGUUUGGGUCCAGUACGACGGAAUCGCCAAGACGAUUGAGGUGUACAUGAUAGAGCAAGCUUCAAAGGAUGGUCCCACACCAGCCAGACCAUCCUCUCCGGUGCUGAAAUCGGAUCUGGACCUCAGACAUCUGGUAGCCCAGUAUUCUUAUUUCGGAUUUGCAGCUUCAACCGGCAACGCCACCCAGCAGUUGAACUGCGUGCUGAGGUGGAACCUGACCGUUCAGUACUAUCCUGAAAAUGAUGACGAUUCGUGGUUGAAAAUCGUCCUCGGAGUUGGAGUGCCCGGAGUGGCGUUAUUAGUGAUUGGAUCGAUGGCUUUGUGCUAUUACUUCUAUAGGAGGAGGUCGGCGAGAUCGGACCCGAACAUCCUCGGGGCUCUGAAGAGCUUGCCCGGGAUGCCCAGGGAGUUCCAUUUUAAGGAUUUAAAUAAAGCCACCAACAAUUUUCACGAGAAGAACAAGUUGGGUGAAGGUGGUUUCGGUGUGGUGUAUAAAGGGUUGUUACCGGGUGAGAAUUUGGAGGUGGCCGUGAAGUGGUUCUCCAGGGAGAGCAUGAAGGGGCAGGAUGAUUUCUUGGCCGAGCUUACCAUCAUCAAUCGUCUCCGGCAUAGACACCUAGUCCGAUUACUCGGAUGGUGCCACAAGAAUGGGAAGCUGCUCUUGGUGUAUGAAUACAUGCCUAAUGGCAGCCUGGACAAGCACCUCUUCGGCACCACCGCCGACGAGCAACCCUUGAGCUGGAACCUCCGCUACAAGAUCAUCUCCGGACUGGCCUCAGCUCUUCACUACAUCCACAACGAGUUUGACCAAAAGGUGGUUCACCGCGACCUCAAGGCCAGCAACAUCAUGCUCGACUCCAACUUCAAUUCCCGGCUAGGCGACUUCGGCCUAGCUCGCGCCCUCGACCACGAGAAGAACUCGUACACCGAGGCCGCAGGCGUGCUCGGAACCCCCGGCUACAUUGCCCCGGAGUACUUCCACACGGCCAAAGCCACGCAGCAAAGUGAUGUGUACGCGUUUGGUGCAGUGUUGCUUGAGGUAGUGUCUGGCCAAAGGCCUGGCACUAGGAUAGGUGCGUUUCAGUACUUGGUGGAUUGGGUGUGGUUCUUGCACCGUGAGGGGCGGUUGCGGGAGGCGGUGGACGAGCGGCUCCGGGAGGAUUACGUGGCGGAGGAGGCGGAGAGGGUUCUGCUUGUAGGGUUGUCAUGCUGCCAUCCAAUAGCCAGUGAGAGGUUGGACGCCAAGGAGAUUCUUCAGAUUGUGUCCGGGAUGAUGGCCGUGCCGCAUGUGCCACCGUUCAAGCCGCCUUUCGUGUGGCCGUCGGUGGCGGGGCUGGAGGGAGAAGAUAUUAGUUCUGCCACUACAUUGGACACUACGUAUGCAACCUCCCAUUUUGAGUCGGGGUGGUCUCCACAACUCCACAGCAGAGACAGUUAUGUUACAUACACUAGUGACAACUCUUUGGUGUAGUUGCUUUGGUUAAUUUAUUUUUUGUUCGGAUUAGAAAAUCUGAAGAUUUCAUAUUUUUUCUUUUUCUUUUCUCUUCAAUGUUUGUAGUUAAAUUUGUUCAUUGUGAGGUGGGGAGGGAGGCUAUUUUGUAUAUUUUGAUGGGUGGUGUUAUAUUAUAAGACUUGUAUUUGUAACUUGUAAUUUUUGCAUAUUAGGUGCUAAUUUGACCAUCUGGUUAUAGAAUGUGAAAUAUCAAUGUUUGAUGCAUUCAUUAACCAAAUGGUUUAAUCAUGA